AUGAAUGCUUCUAGGGUUAAUGUUGGUGCUGGCAAACUUUCGCAUCACCUGCAGAAUGCACAAAACCGGCUUCUUCUGAAAGGAGGUACAGUGGUCAACGAUGAUCGCAUGUUUCCCGCUGACGUCUAUAUCGAGGAUGGCAUCAUCAGACAAGUAGGACUAAACUUGACUAUCCCUGGCGGCGUACGAACAAUCGAUGUGCAUGGAAAACUGGUUAUGCCCGGUGGUAUUGAUUCCCAUACCCACAUGCAAAUGCCAUUCAUGGGGACAUAUUCAGCCGAUGAUUUUUAUUCUGGUACCAAAGCCGCAUUGGCUGGGGGCACCACUAUGAUAAUUGAUUUCGUCUGUCCCAGGCGAGGCUCUUCCAUUUUGGAAGCCUACGAGGAAUAUCGUCAAAAUGCUGACAGUAAGGUCUGCUGCGAUUAUGCUCUCCACGUCAUUGUGCCACAUUUUGACAACAAAGUUGUUGAAGAAAUGGGGAUCUUGACGAAAGAGAAGGGAGUGAACUCCUUUAAAAGCUUCCUCGCCUAUCCUGACAUCUUCAUGCUUGAGGAUGACCAGCUUUACGAUUUCUUUGUUCGUUGUCGUGAACUUGGUGCUAUUGCUCAAGUUCAUGCUGAGAAUGGGAAACUUAUUGCUCGUAAGCAGGAAGAGGUAGUUAAGAAAGGCAUUCUUGGACCGGAAGGACAUUCCUACUCACAUCCUGAGGAGUGUGAAAUAGAGGCUACUGGGAGAGCCAUAACCCUGGCUGAUGCCGCCAACUGUCCUCUUUACGUUGUGCACGUGAUGAGCGCUGGUGCUGCGCAAAAAAUUUCUGAUGCGAGACAGGCUGGCAUUUUGGUUAUUGGAGAGGCGGUUGCUGCCGGUUUGGGUACCAAUAGUAGCCACUACUUCAACAAUUGCUGGCGUCAUGCCGCGGGCUAUGUGAUGAGUCCACCACUUAGGAGUAGCGGCACUGAAAUUAAGCUCAUGAAAGCACUUGCAAACGGCCACCUAGAGUGUACCGGAACUGAUCAUUGCGUCUUCAAGGCGGAUCAGAAAGCCCUUGGAAAGGAUGAUUUUAGAAAGAUUCCAAACGGAGUGAAUGGUGUGGAGGAUAGGAUGUCGGUUAUCUGGGAGAAGGGAGUUACCGCAGGUAUCAUUGACCCCUGUAAGUUUGUGGCGAUAACGAGCACCAACGCGGCAAAGGUGUUCAAUAUCUACCCACGCAAGGGUCGAAUCGAUGUGGGUUCUGAUGCAGACAUUAUAGUGUGGGAUGGUGAGGCAACCAGAACUAUUUCAGCUUCGACACACCACCAAAACGUUGAUUUCAACAUUUUUGAAGGCAUGGUUUGUCAUGGUGUACCUCAGAUCGUGAUAACUAAUGGCCAUGUGGUGGUGGAAGAAGACGGCUCCUUGAAGGUCAGUCAGGGAACUGGACGUUUCAUUCCUACACCUGCCUUUUCGCCCUAUGUCUAUUCCAAAGUUAAGGCCAGAAGCAAGUUGCGGGAAGUGGAACCGGUGAUACGCGAGCCCUACACGGGCCCAGUAAUCGACCUUUCUGCGGCCUUGCAAUCUAUGGAUGUGAAUAAGGCGGGAAUCUCAGCAAAUGCAGUUGGUGACCAGCAAAAGGACGCUCACUUCAGUCAGUUUCAUCACAGGCCUCCAACCAGCUCGGGCAGUCGAAAUAUGCAGGAUUCGAGCUUCUCUCUGAGUGGAUCUCAAUUCGAUGACUCGUUACCGUCACGCACCUCAACACGCACGAUGCAACCACCAGGAGGGAAAUCGACUUCACUUUGGUAG
Messenger RNA from Hydatigera taeniaeformis, 1782 nucleotides. NCBI's taxonomy places the organism in Eukaryota, Metazoa, Platyhelminthes, Cestoda, Cyclophyllidea, Taeniidae. The record is from the annotation of a GenBank genome assembly.